Polypterus senegalus (gray bichir) is the source of this 1007-nucleotide messenger RNA. Its product is annotated as sperm acrosome membrane-associated protein 4-like. NCBI's taxonomy places the organism in Eukaryota, Metazoa, Chordata, Cladistia, Polypteriformes, Polypteridae. The record is from RefSeq and is a predicted model, not a curated record. Bases 115 to 495 code for a protein of 126 amino acids. The transcript has 3 exons.
AAGCGGGGAAUUUGUGCAUAGUUAAAUUUGUGUGUGGGACGUACACAGUUAACCUAAAGGACGGUAACAAACGUGUUUACAGCAGAGUCUGAUCCCAAGUCCUAAACAGUGAAGAUGAACAGAACAUUAGUUGGGGUGUUUGCCCUGGUGGCUUGCUUUGCAGCUGUGCACACACUGCAGUGUUACAAAUGUGAUAUUGGAUUGUUUGGUCUUUGCAUAACCUCCACAAUAAACUGUUCACAAGGAGACAGUUGCUUCAGUUCCACUGGAACCCCAAGUGCAGUUAGCUUCGUGAAAAUCACUGAAAAAGGCUGUCGUGCCAGUUUGCUAUGCAGUUCAACAAAUAUCACCACUGACAGUGUUCUGUAUAACAGUAUGAACUACACUGUCACCUAUACCUGCUGUACUGGAGAGCUAUGCAAUGGUGGAACAACACUGGCCUUCUCCACGCUAACAGCCAUUGUAAUGGCUACUGUUUGGUUUGGACUCUUGUAAUCUCUUCCUUUCAGUGAAAUCCUGUAACCUUUACUAUGCACUUUGCCUUUGGAAACAACUAUGGUUUUUAAUGUGAUCAGACUGCAGCUGUUCAAACCUAGCUUUUAUUAAAUUCAUAUUUUUUUGCAUUUUUACAAACCCUGGCAUAGUAGUCAGAAUCCUUACAUUAGAGCCCACAAAUAACCCAGACUUGCAGGUGCUGAUCCAGAAGACCUUGGCCACUGUGUGGCUAUUUCCUACAGUGAGGUUUGCUUGUCUUUCUAUUGAUGACCAGUCUUUUGGUCAGUUGAAAGCAGUUUCACUAAACUCAUGACUAGUGACAAUGAGUGGUUUAGUAAUGCUUUUUGAAAUUCAUCUGGUACAAGGUUUCCACUUUCUUGGCAGUGGAAGAGGUGCAUGAAGGGGAUAUGGUUUUUAAAUUUUAUAACUUGAUCACUUGCAUAAUUUUAAUUCUUGGGCAACUUGUAAACAGAAGGUAUAAUAUGUUCAAAUAAAAUUUGUUGAAGUGUGAA